ACAUUUCCUACAGUCCAUGAAGUAGUCAUGACGCGUUUAGAAGCAGGGGGCGUGGCCAUGUAAACGAGGACUCGUGGUGGGCUGAAUAGAUGCUCCAGCUCCUGAGCGGCGGGACACUUGCUGUGGAGAAAAGAGCCGGAGCGGGCAGACAAAACACGUUCACCCGACCCACAUCGCUCCAGCAUGGCUUCAAAGUGUCCCAAGUGCGAGAAGACGGUUUAUUUCGCUGAGAAGGUGUCGUCGCUGGGCAAGGACUGGCACAAGCUGUGUCUUAAAUGUGACCGCUGUAACAAGCUUCUGAACGCCGGAGGCCACGCUGAGCACGAUGGACGGCCCUACUGCCACAAACCAUGCUAUGCUGCCCUCUUUGGGCCAAAAGGUGUCAACAUUGGCGGAGCAGGAUCGUAUGUGUAUGACGCUCCAGCCAACAACAACGCGUCUCCCACUAGUGUGGAUUCAGCCUCAAAAGCUGAAGAGAAGCGUGUGUUCGCACCCAAAGCUCCUUCAAAAGCUGGCAGCAUCACCACUUUCUCCGGCGAGGCCAACCUGUGUCCCCGAUGCAACAAGAAGGUGUAUUUUGCUGAGAAGGUGACGUCUCUGGGAAAGGACUGGCACCGACCCUGUCUGCGCUGUGAGAGAUGUGGUAAAACUCUGUCUGCUGGCGGCCAUGCAGAGCAUGACGGCCAGCCUUACUGCCACAAACCCUGCUACGCCGUUCUCUUUGGGCCCAAAGGCGUCAACACCGGUGGUGUGGGCAGCUACGUCUAUGACAAGGAGCCCAGUGCCGUGACCCAGCCUUGAACCUCUCCCCCCUCAGCCUCACCCAUUCUUCUCUACACUACACUGACCGUCUACCACAGUAUUUUCUGUAGCCUUUAUUUGUACUUCUCCUCCCCUCCACUUGUACAUUCACACCUGAGAAGGCAUCCAUCUGCCGUGGAUCCUCCCCCAAGUCCUCUCCUUUGCUCUGGAUCACAUAAAGCAGCAUGAGGAGUAGCAGACUGGUACAUCCUUCCACUAAAGGGGCACAAACACAUCCAGCAUUCCCACAUUUAUGCUUUCUUCCCAAAUUUACUCCACAAAUUUUACAGAAGAACACAGAAAAGUCAAAAAUUUCAAAAUUCCACACAAGUGUAUUCAUGGGACAUGAUUCAAACUAAAAAUGAUAGAAAGGUGCAUUGUGGGUAGAUUGAUGACAACAAGCAGAGAAAUCCAACCUUGAAGGCUGCUGCAUGCACAGAUGGUGCCCAGGAGUGGAGCACGUUGCCAAUAAAUCUGCAUUUUACUAAUGUCAUAUUUGUACUUUGGCUGCAUAACAACAUUCCUGCUGUGAAAAAAAUCCAAAAAUAUUGUAAAAAGGUGCAUUUCUGAUGUUAUUUUCAACACGUCCUGAAAUGUUCUUUUUACCGUUUUAUUUUAAUUUUAUUUUUUUUAUCCGAAUCUGAAGGAACUAAAAUGUGAUUGUGAGCGUUUCCGCCAAUCUGUUCCAUAUAAAGUAUUUUACAGGUAGAAUGUUGAGGAAGUUUCUGGAACAUAUUUAUUUCUUUAACUGAAGUUUUUUUUUUGUAGAUGAUUGAGAAUAUUAAAGCAAUAAAAUGUCAGCUGUAUAAAUCUCUGAACAAGAUUUUUAUAAUAAAAUUCAAAACCCUGCUGUUCUUCUCCAACAGAUGAUGCUCUGCUUGAAGUAUUGUGUAUUUUUUUGCUAUUUGCAAAUGCAUUAGAUUAGCUUGUAGAACUAAAGACAAGUCAUUCUGUAAGAAUGUGCAUUCUAGUAUUAUUGUUCGAUUGCCACUGUGUUUAUUACUUGAUGUCCAUCGUCACUGCAGGGCUCGUUUGAUUCGUACCACAGCACCCCUGCUGCUCGUUUCUUAGAUUUCAAGAGUGAAUGUUUCAGAAACUCUUCAUCUGUGUUACUAAAGUCAAUGUUGGACUCCUUUUUCUUUUCAGAAACUGCAAUAAAUGAACAGUAAACGUG
This is a messenger RNA of Nothobranchius furzeri (turquoise killifish), 1975 nucleotides long. It is a transcript of the gene crip2, whose product is annotated as cysteine-rich protein 2. The record is from RefSeq and is a predicted model, not a curated record. Lineage: Eukaryota; Metazoa; Chordata; Actinopteri; Cyprinodontiformes; Nothobranchiidae.